AAUUUUUCACCGCGAUAAUCCUCACCUUCAACUUGUCCAAUGUUUCAUUAUGCAACAGAUGCCGAAAACGUGACGUCGCUCCGUCCACCUUCAACGACCGACGUCACCGACGCCUCAGACGCCGACGCAGAAGAUAGGAAUGCGCAGAAUCCGGGAAAAGUCGACUUACCAGCGAAGGCGGAAAGUAGCGGCUGCAGCGAUGUCAGUCUAUCGCAGUCAGAGAGUAUGGAAAGUGAAAAACGACGAAAAAUCGACACGUCAGGAAAAAACAUGGAAGCAGAAGCGGCUACAAAGAUCCAAGCUGGGUUUAGGGGGUACCAGGUCAGAAAGCAACUGAAACUUAAGAACGGUUCUUCUGACAUGAACACAAGACGUCCCUCCCUUAAAUCAAAAACAGGUGGACCGCUGGAUACCAAAAACUCCAAAAACCAAUCCCAGAAACCAAAAGACAUAGAAGAACAAUCUGCAGUAAAAAUCCAAGCUGGCGUACGAGGAUUUUUAGUAAGACGAAGACAGAAGAAAGACGAUAGCCAGCACGCAUGAUACGAAGUAUCCUACAUCAACUAAACAUAUUCCCGAAGAAAAAUUACCUUAGGCCAUUUUGGUAGAGACAAUAAACACAAGUUGCUCCACAGUUUAAAAAGAAAAAAACUAUAUUUGUAUUAAUAAUUGUUGUAACUGUUGUACAUAAGAAGUAGAGGUGUGUCCUUUUUUAGGUAUUUAUGGUAGAAAUAUUACAUGAAAAAAUAUACUACUUCAUAGGUCUGUAACAAACAUUUUAGACAAUAAAUGAAGUCAAAUUUGCUCAAUAAACCAACAAAUAUUAAAAUUUAUCAGACAAAAGCUAAUAAACUAAACAAUAAAAUCGGAAAUAUGUACAUAAAAUUGAUUAAAGUGAUUAUACCCUGUUUAUUAUAAAUAGAUGGAAAUUAAUUUUGUAAGUAUAAUUCACAAACAUAAACUUACAAAUUUUAAUAUGUUAUAAUUGUAGGGGAGUUCAUUUUAUGCGGAUAAUACUUCCAUGCAUGAAUGUCAGUUGUACAUAAGUUGAAAUAUAUUUGUCUAGAUACUUCCAGAUAAUGCCGUAGACAGCAAAAAAUAGAAAUAACAAUUUUCAUUAUUAUCUGCUUGCAUGCAUUCUUUUUAAAUCAGGAGAUUUUAGGUUACGAGUAGAUUGUUGGCUUCAGAUUGUAUAUCCAUUAGAUGUCUUCUCAAAAAAUUAAAUAAUUUCUAAAAUAUCUACCCCACUAAACCACCGAGGCUGACAAGAAUAUUUUUGAGCACAGUAUGUAUCCUCGACAUGACAUAAUUAAUGAUAUUACCUUUUGUUUCACAUAAAAACUUGGUUAAAAUGCAACAGAACGAAACUGUGUUGUGUGGUGAAAGGCAAUGAAUGCUAAAUAUACCUAUAAUAUGGAAGAAAAAUAAAUGCUCUCUAUAAUAAGUUUAUUAAAGCUUCUAUUUAUAAUAAACACGGUUUACGUACUACAUUUGGUAAGUACGUAUUCGUACGUAAACAUAAAUUUGUAUUUUCUAAUAACUUCAUGCUAAAAUAGAAUUGAGCUUAGAUUUGUCAAAAUAUUUUUAAAUGGCCUAAUUCCUCGUAUUUCUAUGGGCGGUAAAAUAUUGGUUUUACACGAAAAAAGAUCUUGAUUAUAUAAAUUUUAUGAAUAAUUAUUAAAUAUUGGUUAUAUAGAAUAGAGCUCAUUCAAACUGAAGGGGGUUACAUUUUUUUUAAUGUAAAACAUAAUUUUUUAGAUAUGAUAUUUUUGUUUCUAUAAUAUCUAUAAAAUAAAUAUGAAAUAGCAAAGAUAGUUAUAACUAUAAAUGUUGGAUAAUAAAACAGAAACAAGACAAAUAAUCUUUGUAAAAAUAGCUCGAAACAGCAAUAAAAAAAUUUGGCGAUAAAUAAAGGGUUACAGAAAAUCCAAAGGAGCAGAAAUUGGAAAAAAAAAAGACAACAAAACAUAAACUAAGAAGUAAGAGGUGAUACAUAAAACUAACUGAAAUAUUCAUUUAAAUUUUUUGACGGAGACAAAAUGUGAAAUUAAUAUUAUAAGAGCGAAAAAAAGUAAAAAACGUUACUAAAAUUUAGUUCUCAUGACUAUUUAUUUGGUUAUCAUUGUACAAGAGAUUUUAUUUUUUUUUUUUUUGGCUUUGGCUUGAAACCUUUAGCCACGUAAUUAAGCACAAAACUUAACGUACUAAAAAUAAAGCAUUGAAAAAUUCAGAUACUACCUGCAUGCUACCUUCAAUUACAAAAUAUCGAUCCCGAUAUUUAAGUUAGAAUACAAAUUAAAUAAUCCAAAGUUUAGUAUAUAAUUUGGACUUUGUAAUUGGAAAUACAAGAUACUAAAUUGUUAAAACGUAAUAUGCAUUGUUUUGUUGUAUGGCGUAGAAACUUGUUUUGAGCGCAACAGAAUAUAUAUGUAUGUGAACUAAUCUAACAAACGAAAUCACCCAAAACUACCAUGAGUCGAGUACACCAGAUUCUGCUGUAUGUAGAUGGACAAACGCAAUAAAAAUUAAAAUAAUUACAAAACCCCAAAUAUAUUGCUACAGAACAAGAUUUUAUAAUUUUAUAUUACCUAAAAUCAUAAAACUCUGUGAACUUUAAUACCUAUUAAACAAUUUUGUAUCCAUCUUCAGUUUGAGUGACUAAGUAGCAACAAUUUUUAGUUCGUUCACAAAAAUUUAGCCCGUGAUACUCUAGCCGUAGGUUUUAAUGUAUUGUAAAGUAUUAUCAGAUUUUAGGGUAGUUACACGAAAUGUACUUUUUGUAGUAAAAAAUAUUUUAUAUUAUAGAAUUUUCACGAAAAUAUAGAAUUACGGAUUGUAUUGGUAGCUCUAAAUUAUUUAAGUUGUUAACAAGAGCCCAGUGUGUUAGUACGAGAAUGAAACAGUAUUUGGAAGUCAAUUUUUUUAGUAAAGAAUUCGUAUUUAGAUAAAUUUAGAUUGAUCAGUUUGUUGAAGGUUUUGGAAUGGUAUUAACAUUGUGAAUUUUUAAAAUUUGGUACACAAAUAUAACUGAAAAAAUA
Diabrotica balteata is the source of this 3038-nucleotide messenger RNA. The record is from the annotation of a GenBank genome assembly. NCBI's taxonomy places the organism in Eukaryota, Metazoa, Arthropoda, Insecta, Coleoptera, Chrysomelidae.